AUGAAUCCGAAUUUUUGGUUCGCCUUUUUUGCCCUCGACCGGAGCUGUGUGUUUUUUUUCCUCUUUCGCUCUUUUCUUUCCUUUUUUUCCCUUUGUUCCCCACAUACUCGGCUUCAUAUAUCAACCCUCGCCCUCCCUCUACUCUCACCCACCUCACUUUGCAUUUACUUCAUCAUGGCGACCAAGAAGCCCAACAUUCUCUACAUCAUGGCCGACCAGAUGGCCGCGCCCUUAUUGUCCAUUCACGAUAAGAACUCGCCCAUCAAGACCCCAAACCUCGACCGUCUGGCCGAGGCCGGCGUGGUCUUCGACUCGGCCUACUGCAAUGCACCCCUGUGCGCUCCAUCACGCUUUGUGAUGGUCAGCGGCCAGCUUCCGUCGAAGAUCGGAGCCUAUGAUAAUGCGGCAGACCUCCCCGCCGACACCCCGACAUAUGCCCACUACCUCCGGCGCGAGGGCUAUCACACUGCCCUCGCCGGCAAGAUGCAUUUCUGCGGUCCGGAUCAGCUUCAUGGCUAUGAGCAACGUCUCACCAGUGAUAUUUACCCCGGUGACUACGGCUGGUCCGUUAAUUGGGAUGAGCCGGAGAUCCGUGCCGACUGGUAUCACAAUAUGUCUUCUGUCAUGGAGGCUGGCCCUGUCGUGCGCACCAACCAAUUGGAUUUCGACGAAGAGGUUAUUUACAAGUCCACCCAAUAUCUUUACGACCACGUGCGCCAGCGUAACGAACAACCCUUCUGUUUGACCGUUUCCAUGACACACCCUCAUGACCCUUAUGCCAUGACCAAGGAAUUCUGGGACCUUUACAAUGACGUGGAGAUUCCGCUCCCCAAGAACGGAGCGAUCCCCCACGACCAGCAAGAUGCGCAUUCCCAGCGUGUUCUGAAGUGCAUCGACUUGUUCAACAAGGAAAUGCCGGAUGAUCGUAUUCGGGCUGCCCGCCGCGCCUACUACGCUGCUUGCACAUAUGUCGAUACCAAUAUUGGAAAGCUGCUCAAAGUACUCGAUAACACCGGACUGGCUGACGAUACCAUCAUCGUGUUCACCGGUGACCACGGUGAUAUGCUGGGAGAGCGCGGUCUGUGGUACAAGAUGACCUGGUUUGAGAACUCGGCUCGUGUGCCUUUCCUCGUGCACGCUCCUAAGCACUUUGCUCCCAAGCGUGUCUCCGAGAAUGUCUCAACAAUGGAUCUACUCCCUACAUUCGCCGAAUUAGCAGGUGCCAAGCUGAUCUCCGAGCUACCCCUUGAUGGAGUUUCCUUGGUACCAUACCUGACCGGCGGCGAGGGUCUCCGCACAGACACAGUCUAUGGCGAGUACAUGGGAGAGGGCACCCAAGCCCCUCUGAUGAUGAUCCGACGCGGCCGGUGGAAGUUCAUCACCUCGGCCAUCGACCCACCCAUGCUUUUCGACUUGGUCAACGACCCGGAAGAGCAAGUCAACCUGGCAGCUGGCCUGUCCGUCAAGCCCACCGCCAUUCCUGGGAAAUCAGGUCUUUCGUCCGUCAAUCUGCCAACUCCAAAUGAUACCCCUCGCGCAUCGCCAAUUCCCCAGCGUGCCUCCGCCACAGACUAUCCCUUCCCCUCGCCAACUCCCCCGCGAACGCCCAGCCCAGCCAAGCUUCCCCCUGCCUUGCCCAACACAACCGAUCCGGCCAAGAUUCUCGCCUUCUUCAUUGAAGAGACCAAUGAUCGUUGGGACCUCGAGAAGAUCAGACAGGACGUUCUGCGCUCUCAGCGCCGUCGCCGUCUCGUCUACUCCGCUUUGAUCCAAGGCACCCCCUCGAUCUGGGACUACGAGCCUCGCGUGGACCCCAGCACCCAGUACGUACGCAACCAGGGCAAGGGAGCCCUUGACGACGUGGAAUUGAUUUCCCGCUGGCCUCGUGUCCUGCAGCAAGCUGCCAACGCCAAUGGUGUUCCCACCUGA
Penicillium olsonii is the source of this 1929-nucleotide messenger RNA. Lineage: Eukaryota; Fungi; Ascomycota; Eurotiomycetes; Eurotiales; Aspergillaceae. The record is from the annotation of a GenBank genome assembly.